AUGCGCUCUACUUUUCAAGGAGGUGGUUCCGGAGGUGUUGGCUCGUCACCGCGUAUUUCCGCCAGUGAUGAUCAAGAAGAGUACCCACUAUCGGCGCCGGUGUUGUCGAAUUUUCGCUACGACCGUGAAGAGCUUCUGGCCCUCGUGCCGAAGGAAUCGAGUCCUCCCGAAGGCCUCCGCGAUUGUCCAUUUUUUGUCGAGAUCAGUCAAGACCCAGUUGCGAACAAUCCGCUCACCGAUCAGGAACAGCGCCUUCAACAUAACAUCAACUCAUCGAAGGCGAUGUCGUCGCUUACGCACGCCGAAAGACAAUCGAUUGCCGCUGGCGCUGCUUAUGGGGGUGGAUAUUCAAAUGGACAAUCGGGUGGUGCGAACCGUGGCGGAUGGACUCCCGUCAAGUCAUCAUCUUGGUCUAAAUCUGGAACCACUCCAGAUCGUGGUCACCGUGGCGGUGGUCGUGGAAGCUUCUCAUCUCGAGGAACUGCGCGUGGCGGAAUGACACCCCAAUCGGAAAAUGGGUAUGGCGGAACGAACGGUUCUCUGCCUGGAACCCCAGACGGAACUGGCGUGGGCUCAUUCAAUAAGUUUAGCGGACGCGGACGAGGUGGUGGAAUGUCUUCUGUUGGCCGAGGCGGUAGUACUACUGCUGCCCCAUAUAAUGCGAGAGCAGAAGCACUUUACUCUGGUGAUCGCCCACGGACAAUCGCUUCAUCUAAAAGCGAGAACGUCGAUGGUGAUGAUGAUGACGCUGGAUGGACUACCGUUGGACAGCAACAUAAUACGCCGUCGCGUCCCGCCUGGGGGAGAGCGGAGUCUUGGACGAGUCGUACGGAGGCAUCGAAUGCCUGGGGACGAGAUAACACUUCGAAUGGACCGUCAAAUGUGUGGAAAGAUCGCCAAGAGAUGGUUAGCUCGGUCAAACAGAACUCGUUAGAUAAGGAUGAAAGAGGCUCGUCCUCUGGUGCUCAGUUCAACGCGAGUUGGUCGAAUUCGAUUCUGAAUCCACUUGCGGACGUUACGUUGGGAAUGGAUCAGAUGAGACUCGCUCAAUAUCAACAGCAGCAACAACAGAUGGCACAACAACUUGCUCAACAAGCUGCUGCCGCUGCUGCAGCCGCAGUUGUAGCCAAGGCUGAAGCUGUUGAGUUCUAUUAUCUCGAUCCAACCGAUACAAGACGCGGUCCUUUCAAAAGGGAGCAAAUGAUUACGUGGUUCAAAGCGGGUUAUUUCAGCGAUGCUAACUUGCGGGUACAGAGAGGGGAAAACGGUGAAUUCCGAACGAUAGGAGAGUUAUUGACAAUGAAUGGCAUAAAUUCUCCAUUUGAUUAUCCGGAAGAUAAGGCAGCAGAAACAGCACGUGCUCACUUAGCCCAAUUUCCGUCACAUAUUUUGCAACCGAGCACAUCUUUUCCUAGUCUUUUUGGAAACCAAAACCUAUGGGCUCCAACCGCUGGUCUCGAUUCGAUGGGAAUGUAUGGUAUAAUUCAUCCAUCUGCUGUUGAGCAUAUGACCGCUGAGAGAAUGAAGAUCGAAGAGCAUGCUAGACGCGUUAAAGAAGAGAGCGACAAGUGUCGUGAAAUGCAAGAGGAAAUGUUGCGACAGUUCCAGCGACAGCAGGAAGAAACCCAACAGAAGCUUCGCGAGCAAGAAACUGCCCUUUUGCGGCAUCGAGAAGAGCUAAUGCGUAAAGAAAUGGAAAUGAAAGAGAAAGCGUUGGAAAUUCAAAGAAAAAUCGAGGAGGAAAGGAGAACUCUUGAAGAGAGCAAAAGACUUAUUGAAGAAGAAGCUGCGAAAAAGCUCAAGGAAAAUCAGAGACUGAAACGUUUGGAAGAGGAGAGAAAGAAAGAAGAAGAGCGAAUUUUGAAAGAGAAACGCGAAGAAGCUGAACGUCAAAAGAAAGCAGAAGAUGCAGCGGAAAAUGAAAGAAGACGAUUGAAAGCAGAAGCUGAAUCUGCCGCCGAAAAAAUCAAGCAGAUGUCAAAAAAAAAGGCCGAGGAAGAAGCUGCGAAGAAAAAACGUGAGCAAGAAAUUGCUGCCGAACAGCGUCACGCCGCUGAAAUACAAACAAUGAAAGAAGCGGAAGUUAGAAUAUCUGCUGAGCAGAAACUUAAGCAGAUCUCACCAACUGCGAGCGAUGAUUCCAGCGGAUGGACCCCAGUUGCGAAGAAUCAACCAGUAAAGCACACUAAAGUUGCUCCGUGGGCAUCCGGUCAAAAGGCGGAGCAAGUAUCUCAAGCGAGUGCUGAAAAAACUCUUCGCGAAAUCCAAUUGGAGGAGGAACGACAAUUCAAGGCUGAACAAGAGCGUCUUGCUGCUUUACGUAAAGAUGAACUUGCACAACAAUCAUCUAUUGCUAGCUCUGGAACAUGGACUGGCGCCUCAACUCGCCUUCAGUGGGCUGCUAACGGCUCGCCGGCUUCAAAGCCAAAGGGUGUAAGUCCAUGGGGAAAUUCGUCUGGUGUUCAAGAACCUGCUCGUGCUUAUGUUUCUCCUCUUCUGGAUGGUCCUUCUCUUGAGGCUGCUAACAAGAUUGCUCCACCGAAGAAAGCCGUUGUGAAGCCAGCUGCGAAAGCCGCUCCGUCUCCAAUUAAGAAAGUGGAGGUCAAACCUGUUUCUAAGACGGAUGGACUUCUCACCUGGUUCGAAAAGCGCUUCAAGCAAUUGCGUACGAGCAACGAUGAAAUCGACAUCAAUUUGCUGUAUCAGUAUAUCAUGGAGUUAGAAAAUCCAAACGAGGUUGAAGAUAUCGUGAUGUCUUAUUUGGAUGAAUCCAAGGCUGUUAAAGAAUUUGUUCGCGAAUUUUUGAAGCGACGCAUCGAAAUGCGCAAUUCUGGACGUCCGGUUUGCGAUGAUUUGACAUCUGCCCGAACUGCUGCGGCUCCUGAUACGAAUAGUUCGUCUACAUCUGGAGCUGGAAGUCAAGGAAAGAAAAAGAAGAAGAACCAAAAGACUGUCCUCGACGGAACCAUUCUCGGAUUCCGCGGAACCGCUGCGUCGGAUCGUCUUAACAAGGGAGAAAUCGAUGCGAUUCCAACCGCACCAAUUAACCCAUCUCGUCGUUAA
Caenorhabditis bovis is the source of this 3063-nucleotide messenger RNA. Lineage: Eukaryota; Metazoa; Nematoda; Chromadorea; Rhabditida; Rhabditidae. The record is from the annotation of a GenBank genome assembly.